Messenger RNA from Diospyros lotus (date-plum), 4930 nucleotides. RefSeq names its product protein TOPLESS-like. The transcript is spliced from 25 exons. The record is from RefSeq and is a predicted model, not a curated record. NCBI's taxonomy places the organism in Eukaryota, Viridiplantae, Streptophyta, Magnoliopsida, Ericales, Ebenaceae. The coding region runs from base 1270 to 4512 and encodes 1080 amino acids. Gene Ontology annotation, biological process: regulation of DNA-templated transcription. Gene Ontology annotation, molecular function: protein binding.
UGAGUUAGCGUAGGGUUGCAGCUUCGUUGUCACACACACACGCGGCUCUGCGUUGAGAUACUCAGAGGCGGAGCAGAAAAGAGCAAAAGCGAUCGUUCCGAUCGAUUUCCAGUCGCUUUCCUGCCUUUUGUCGUUGUGUUUCCGUAGCUUUCUCUUGGAUUGCAUCGAGAAACGCAAAGGUAAAGAGAGCCGGGGAAAUGAGUUGAAUUAUAAGUGUAAUUUUGCAGGAACUAAUUCGUCUGCUUCUUUUGUCACCAAUAGAUCAGAACUGUUGACGGAAAUCGCUCGCUGAAUCUGUUUGAUGAUCUUGACGAACUGGACGUUUUGGUUUGUUAGUUGUUGUAUGUGUCCGAGAAGUCUGUCUCCUCAAAUGAUUAGGUGUUGAAUCGAUUUUGAAGUGUUAUAAUGCUUCUUAAGAGAAGCCCUAACUUCGUUAUUUUGAUUUAGAUCUUACUUUUACUCUGAAUUUGAUAUCUUCUCAGAAACUAUAGGCGUGAGCUUAGAUUCUAAUUUCAGGUGUUUAGCUGUUGUGAUGUGUCUGUAUGCGUAUACUCGCUUAUGUGUAUAUAUAUGAAAAUGAUGUUCAACCGAACUGCAAAUCCUAUAAAUUAUACUCUCUGCUGCUCUCAAUCUACUUUUCUCUUUUUCCCCCACUUUAUAUGUCAGGCUAUAUCUUCAUUAUCUAUGCUGCUCUCGCUCUCUCUGGCUAGCAUAACUUGAUCGGAAAUCUUUUGUUAUACUUGUCAAGUUAUCAAGCCUAACUCGAGCUUGGCUUGAUAAGAUUGCUUUUUUCAUUAUGGGGUAUUUGGUUAUUCUUAAUUAAUAUAUUUUGUAUUUAACCUUGUAGGUGUACAAUGCUUGAAACAAAACUCCAACAUUUCAACUUACUCUUUGACGCGUUACUCAGUUCUCUCAAUUUUAUUGAUCAUUCUAUAGUGUUUGUUCGACUGAUCAAUGCUUGUUCAGCGCCAGACUCCAUUUGUUUGAUUUGAUCCAAAUUUUUUUCCCCAUUAAGUAACAUAAUACCACGCAAGACCUAGUGGGGGAGCAGCUGAGGCUCACGAGACUCAAACUCAAAGACCUUGAUCUUUCCAGCACUCCCAUUACCACUAGGUUGUCACUCCAGUGGUUAUUUGUUCCAAGUUUGAGCAUUCAUUUAUUUAGUAUUCUAUCUCUCUCUGUUUAUGGACUUGUGAGCUUAAAAUAUGUUUUGUAUUUUAACUGGUUUCUAAUAAGUUGAAGGUUUUUGGAAGCAAGGCUGUGUUGAUAAUGUCUCUCUGUAAAGAGCUUGUCUUUCUGAUCUUACAGUUCUUCCAUGAGGAAGGGUUUGAAAGGACUGCCCACGUGCUUGAGCAUGAAAUGGGUAUUUUCUUUGACAUGGAAUAUUUUGAGAACCUGGUUCUGAGUGGCAACUGGGAUGAGGUUGAGAAGUAUCUUUCUGGUUUCACUAGACUUGAAGAUGACGAGUAUUCUAUAAAGAUCUAUUUCGAAAUCAGGAAGCAAAAGUUCCUUGAGGCACUUGAUGGGCAUGACCGCGUGAAGGCUCUGGAUAUCCUUGUGAAAGAUCUGAAACCCUUUGCCAAAACAAAUGAAGAGCUAUACAAGGAAAUGACCCAGUUACUUACUUUAGAUAAUUUCAGAAACUACGGUCCCCUCUCCCUGUAUGGGGAUUCAUUUUCUGCUAGAAAGCACAUGAUAGCUGAACUCAAAAAUAUUAUCAAAUCAGAUCCCCUUUUUCAGGACAAACUGAAUUUUCCUCACAUGGAUAAAUCAAGAUUAAGGCGCCUCAUUAACCAAAGCUUAAAUUGGCAGCACAUUCGUUGCGCAUAUCCUCAGCCAGACCCUGAAAUAAGUACCCUCUUUAUGGAUCAUCAAUGUCAACGAUCUCAUCAUUCACAUAGUGUUUCAGUAGAGAAUGAACCACUGAAUGUUUUUUCUCUUUUCAAGCCUUUCCAAGCCACAGCGCCAUCUUUCUCUUGUCAGGAGACUUCAACUGUGACACAAUCUCUAGUUUCAGAUGGCUCUGCCAAUAUUAAUGCUUCAUCCAGUUUGGAGAUUGGUUUCAAUUCUGUUGCAAAAGUGGCAGAUGACCAGAAUUCGGACUGUGAAUCUGAAACAAGGUUCUCUGGGCCUUUAAAUGAGGUGGCAUCAGCUGCAACUUUCACCAGUCAAACAAACAGUCAGGUAUUCAAUAAUCAUGACAGUGUGCCCAAUGUUGUCCAUCAGGUUUUAACUGAGGGGUCUCCUCCAACAAGCAUGGACUUUCACCCUAUUCAACAGAAUCUUCUUUUAGUUGGAACCGAUACUGGGGAAAUAGGAUUGUGGGAAGUUUCUUCUGGGAAGAAAUUAUUUUCGAGAAAAUUCCGUAUUUGGAAGAUCAAGAAUAUUUCAAAGACAUUUUUGGUUGCUCUGGUGAGAGAGUCACACAUCUCAGUUAAUCGUCUAUCAUGGAGCCCUGAUGGUUCAUUAUUUGGGGUUGCGCAUUCAAAACAUAUAGUCCAGUUAUAUUCUUAUCAUGGUGUUAGCAACAUCCAAAAACACUUGGAGAUUGAUGCUCAUGUUGGUGCUGUAAAUGAUCUCGCAUUCUCUAAACCAGAUAAGCUGCUUUAUCUAAUAACCUGUGGUAAUGACAAGUUUAUUCAGGUCUGGGAUGUGAAUACUGGUGCCAGACACUAUACUUUUGAAGGUCAUGGGGCCCCUGUUUACUCUGUCCGUCCUCACGUAAAAGAGGGAAUUCAUUUUAUCUUCUCAACAUCAACGAAUGGUGAGAUAAAAGCAUGGUUAUACGAUAAUAUGGGACCAAGGGUCAACUAUGAUGCUCCCGGUCAAUGUUGUACAAGAAUGGCAUAUACUGCUGACGGUAAAAGGCUAUUCUCUUGUGGAACCACAAAGGAUGGAGAAUCAUUCAUUGUUGAAUGGGAUGAAAGUGAAGGUUACUUGAAAAGGAACUACCAAGAGCUUAGUAAAUGUUCUUCUAAUGUCGUGCAAUUUGAUACAAGCAACAACCAGUUUUUGAUUGCGGGUGACGAUCAUUUAAUUAAAGUUUGGGAUAUAGACCAUGCUGAACUUCUUACGGUUAUUGAUGCGGAUGGAGACCUACCUGCAAGUCCUCAUGUUCGCUUCAACAAGGGAGGCACGAUAAUGGCUGUUACUGCAAAUCAUAAUGGCAUCAAAAUCUUGGCAAAUCACUUUGGGUAUGAGUUGAUGCAAACUUCUGAAAAUGUUUCUGCAAAUGCUUAUACGGUUCUCUCAGGAACUUUAAAGAAGCUUGCAGUCAAUCCAAUUUUGACUGCUGUUAGCACUGGAGCUACAAAAGGUGUAUCGGGGGAGGCGAGUCCUGUAAAGCUCUGUAAUGUAUAUGCAGGUGAAGGCGUGAAACCCAAAUUAGCUGCUGAAUCCAUUGAGAUCUUAGAGGUUUGGAAAUCAAAAUUCAAUCAACCUUCACAGUCUCAGUCCUUGAAGCUUCCUUCUCAAGUGAAAACUGACAAGAUAUCAGGGUUGAUCUACACCCAUGUAGGUAAUGCCAUUUUGGCUUUAGCAUCAAAUGGCAUUCAUCUCCUUUGGAAGUGGUCAAGAAAUGAAACUAAUUUAAGCGGAAGGGCAACCACAAAGGUUUUUCCUCAAUUGUGGCAACCAAGGAGUGGAUUAUUAAUGACCAAUGACCUUACCGAUGCUACCACCGAAGAGUGUUUGCCUUGCUUUGCCUUGUCCAAGAAUGACUCAUAUCUUGUGUCAGCAUCAAAGGGCAUGGUUUCUCUUUUCAACAUGAUGACAUUUAAGAAAAUGAGAGCUUUCAUGGCUCCAUCAGCAGGAGCAACUUGUAUUGCAUUUGAUUCUCGAGAUAGUAAUGUAAUUGCAAUUGGCACUGAUGAUUUCACUGUUCUUAUUUAUCAUGCCCGUUAUGAUUGGGUGAUCAGCAAGCUCAAUGGUCAUUCCAAGCGAAUAACUGGCCUAGCAUUCUCUAAUACUCUGAAUGUACUCGUUUCCUCUGGAGCAGAUGCGCAGAUUAUUGUGUGGGAUACCAUUGGCUGGGGCAAGAAGAAAAGUUGCACGCUGCAGAUUCCUGUUAUGAAGCUACCAUCAGAUACAUAUGUCCAGUUCCACCAAGAUCAGAGACACUUCCUUGCUGUACAUGAGACUCAGUUAGCAAUAUUUGAAGCAACAGAAUUAGGAUGCAUGAAGCAGUGGGACACCGGAGACAACUAUCCACGAAUCUCGUGUGCAACAUUCUCCUGUGAUAGCCAGUUGGUGUAUGCGUGCUUUGUGGAUGGAACUGUAUUAAUAUUUGAUGCCUUAGAUUUCCAUCAACAAUGCAAGCUCGGCCCCUCUGCUUACCUUCCACCUGACAUCAGUUCAAAUGCAUGUCCCCUCACAAUUGCUGCCCACCCUCAAGAGCCCAACCAGUUCGCCUUGGGACUAACUGAUGGCGGCGUCGUGGUCGUUGAGCCUCCCGAAUCCUCAGGGAAAUGGGAUGUCACCAGAUCAUUUACCAGCGUGUCUUCUCCUGCUUGAUCAUGGUAAAUGCUUAAUUCAACCAUGAGUCCAGUCAUCAUCCAUCUUGCUUGCGAUCCUCGUUUGUUGUAUAGCUUUUAUCGAGUGGAAGUGUGCUGGCAUAUCAUAUAUAUACCCAUAACUUAAGUGUGAUAAAUCUCUUAAGAGUGCACUAAUAUGGGGCUUUUUAGUACCAUUUGUUGAAUUACCAUACAAUUUUUGCACACUGUUUACUCACUGAUUUCUGAUCAGAUGUGCAUAAAUAAAUACCUUUGCUGACCCUUAAGUUGUUUUGCCUUGUUCAUUCUCCCCUGUAGCCCAUAGAUGCAUGUACACACAUUUAUAUGUAGUGGCCUUUAAAACUGAUGGGAUUGAUGCUUUGCGUCCAUUAUACCCUUCAAUUGAGCGCCUAGUUUCUGAGCUUGAUGUUCUUUGCCCA